Molecule: messenger RNA, 1277 nt
Organism: Paraglomus occultum
Lineage: Eukaryota; Fungi; Glomeromycota; Glomeromycetes; Paraglomerales; Paraglomeraceae
Source: the annotation of a GenBank genome assembly
AAUUGAAUGAUAGUCAGCAAGACAACGUUCAAAUCGACGACAAAGCAGUUGAAGAAUUGAAUGAUAGUCAGCAAGACAACGUUCAAAUCGACGACAAAGCAGUUGAAGAAUUGAAUGAUGAUCAGCAAGACAACGUUCAAAUCGACGACAAAGCAGUUGAAGAAUUGAAUGAUGAUCAGCAAGCCAAUGUUCAAAUCGACGACAAAGCAGUUGAAGAAUUUAAUGAUACUCACAACGACAUGUUGAAGGAAGUUGUUAAAGGACAACCAGAAGAAGAGGUGCAUAUCGACGGCAAAUCGAACGAAACAAUAAAAAGUGACGAGUCAAACGUCAUCAAAAACGUCACCAAUGAAAGCAUAAAAGAUGGCAAGUCGGACGAAAUUGUUAAUGAUGACAAAUCAAGCGACGCCAUUCACAAAAGCAAGUUGCACGAGGCCAUUGAAAAUAAGUCAGACGAAGUCUUUGAGAAUAAACAGUCGAUCGAGGCUACUAAUAAUGAUAAGUCGAACAUAGCCAGAAACGAUAAAAAGUCAAGCGUAGUGAUUGACGACGACGAGUUGAUUGCAGCUAUUAAUAACUUCAAGCAGAAAAACGUCAAAAUAGAGACAAAGCCAGAGUCUCAAUUACCGAGACCACAGCGGAGAAUAUCCUCGUCCUUUAUGGAUUUCAGACCUGAGAGCCGGACAGCUCUGCAAUUCCAGAGACAUCAAGAAAAGCUUCAAGAAAAACUCAUGGCUAAACCGAGCAACUCAUCGGAUGAUCAAACGGAAAAGAAAUCUCCGGAGCAACUAGCGUAUGAAAAGAAAAUGCAAGAAAGGCUGCUCAGGAGGCAGCAACUGCUUCAAUUGUGGCAAGAACCACCCCGUCCCCAAAUUCAACUGCGCCCACUUUUGCUUUUGCAACAACAAUCAACUGAACAUCUUCAAUUUCCUCGCCGCGAUAAAUCUCAGACGCCACCUCAAACGCCACCUCAAGAGAUUCCUCAACCGCAACCCACGCCGAUGCAACAGUCAUAUCCAAAAUCACAGCUACCAGUGACUCAUGGAAGAGCGAAAAGCCUUUCGGAGGGGUUGAAACAUCAACAAACAAAUUAUGAAAGCGCGGUCGCUGAUAAUGGUGACGCGAAUUCAGAUUCAACGCAGCAGGCGUUUAACGAGACUUGGCAUAAUUCUGCAACUCGUCGACGUGGAAGUGAACGUCUGUUUGUGAAAAGGCCUAGUGUAAGCAGUAUUCCUGUUCCUUCUGCAUCUGCUAAAAGCGAUUCAUCUAAAUCAUAG